CAGAUGUUGGCGGGUUGAACAGAGAAAGAGAAGAAGAAGAAGAAGAAGAAGGUGGCGGAGGUCUGCUCUUCAAACUCAAGCACUUGACGCGAUUAUUAAAAGCACUUGCAAUUCCUGCGAAAAUGGCAAGCACUGGAGAAAUACAGAUCAAGGAGCUGAACAAGCGGGCAUCAGGCCAAGCCUUUGAGGUCAUCCUGAGCCCCUCAACCCCAGAUGCUAAGGGGGAGUUUCCAUUGUCUCCCAUUAAGAAAAAGGAAAUGUCACUGGAUGAGAUUAAGAGAAAACUCGAGGCUGCUGAAGAACGACGCAAGAGCCACGAGGCAGAAAUGCUGAAAAGUCUUGCCGAGAAGCGAGAGCACGAGAAGGAGGUGAUGCAGAAGGCCAUAGAGGAGAACUGCAACUUCAUGAAGUCGGCGCAGGAGAAGCUCAAUCAGAAGAUGGAGGCGAACAAAGAAAACCACACGGCACGGAUGGCGGCUCUCAGUGAGAAGUUCAAGGAGAAGGACAAGAAGCUUGAGGAAGUGAGGAAGAACAAGGAGGCGAUGAAAGAAACGCAGAAUUAAUUUGUUAAUAAUCUGCCGAGCAGUCUUUACAUCUCCAAAGAUAAGCUGUAUUUUUGUAACUGAAUUCUUCUGCAGUUCUUUGAUGCAUUAGUUCUGAAUAUGCUGGUAAAUCAAAGCUCGUUAUACUUGUUAGAUUUCUCUCGGAUGUAGUGUGACUUUUCUAUAUACUGUAGUUUUCUCUUUGGCAGCUCAGUACACUGUAUUUUCUUUAAGAGGCAUUUGCUUGUAAUAAAUUGGUCCCCAAACUACUUAAUGCUGGAUUACAUCAUGUGCUGUUGUAAACUGAAUGCUGUAACUUUGAACCAAUUGUAUGAUGCAGUACCAGGAAUUUUCCAAUAAAGUUUUUUUUAUAUGCAGUUUCAUA
Messenger RNA from Stegastes partitus (bicolor damselfish), 927 nucleotides. It is a transcript of the gene stmn1b, whose product is annotated as stathmin 1b. The record is from RefSeq and is a predicted model, not a curated record. Gene Ontology annotation, molecular function: tubulin binding. Gene Ontology annotation, cellular component: neuron projection; cytoplasm. Gene Ontology annotation, biological process: microtubule depolymerization; neuron projection development; regulation of microtubule polymerization or depolymerization. Bases 123 to 563 code for a protein of 146 amino acids. Lineage: Eukaryota; Metazoa; Chordata; Actinopteri; Pomacentridae. The transcript has 5 exons.